AUGGUAGAUGAGGAUGGGGGCCAUCGGAGCCCAUACACAGCACAAGGCUAUGUAGAGCACCAUGAAAUUUGGGGCAAUUUGGCUUUAACUCCAACGCCAUGCCUUUGCUGGGGGAAACCAGAGGUUCUGGCUCUGCAGGACAAAGUGGUGGGGUACCCCAAAAAGCAGAAUGAACACGCGCUCCGCAGCCCCGGUGCUUUCUGGAGCUUGAACCAGGUUCUGGAUGAAAAGAAACUCCAGGAAGUUGAUACUUUGUGGAGAGAAUUUGAAACUCCUGAAAAAGCAAAUAAAAUAGUGAAGUUGAAACACUUUGAAAAGUUUCAGGAUACAACAGAAGCCCUUGCUGCAUCCACAGCCCUGGUAGAGGGCAAGCUCAGCAAGAGCUUGAAGAAAAUUCUAAAGAAGUUAGUGGCAAAAGAUGCCCAUGAACAGCUGGCAAUAGCAGAUGCCAAACUUGGAGGUGUCAUAAAGGAUAAGCUGAACUUAAGUUGUAUUCAUAGCCCAAUGGUUACUGAACUGAUGAGAGGAAUUCGUUCUCAGAUCGAGGGGCUUAUUACUGGCCUUCCAUCACGGGAAAUGGCUGCUAUGUGUUUAGGAUUGGCGCAUAGCCUCUCCCGAUACAAGCUGAAAUUCAGCCCAGACAAAGUGGAUACAAUGAUUGUUCAAGCAAUCUCCCUUCUUGAUGAUCUAGAUAAGGAGCUGAAUAACUAUAUCAUGCGCUGUAGGGAGUGGUAUGGCUGGCACUUCCCUGAACUAGGCAAAAUCAUCACAGAUAACCUAAUGUACUGUAAAUGUGUGUGGAAAGUUGGAGACAGAAAAAACGUUUCUACCGCUGACCUCUCAGACAUCCUGCCAGAAGAGAUUGAGGAGGAUGUCAAGACUGCUGCAGAGAUCUCCAUGGGGACAGAAGUAUCAGAAGAAGAUAUAAACAAUAUACUGCACCUUUGUAACCAGGUGAUAGACAUCUCAGAGUACCGAACGCAGCUGUAUGAUUAUCUCAAGAACAGAAUGAUGGCCAUUGCACCUAAUCUCACUGUUAUGGUGGGUGAAUUGGUUGGAGCAAGGCUCAUUGCUCAUGCAGGUUCCCUUUUGAAUCUGGCUAAACAUCCAGCUUCCACUGUUCAGAUUUUGGGUGCUGAGAAAGCUCUUUUUAGAGCCCUGAAGACUAAACGGGACACUCCCAAGUUUGGCCUAAUUUAUCAUGCUUCCCUCGUGGGACAAAGUGCUGCAAAAAACAAAGGAAAGAUCUCUCGAAUGCUAGCAGCCAAAACUGCAUUGACUAUUCGUUAUGAUGCUCUUGGAGAGGACUCCAGUGCUGAAAUGGGAGCUGAGAACAGAUUAAAAGUAGAAACUAGACUGAGACAUUUAGAAGAGAGAGGGAUAAGAAGAAUAAGUGGCACAGGAAAGGCCUUGGCCAGGGCAGACAAAUAUCAGCACAGAAGUGAAGUGAAAACAUAUGACCCCUCUGGUGACUCUACACUCCCUGCUGUUCCAAAAAAGCGUAAAAUUGAAGAGAUGGAAGAAGGGCAGACGGAGGUUACAGUGAAAGCAAAGAAGAUCAAAGUAGAAAUUAUAGAAGAGGAAGAUGUAGAGGAAAGUGAACCAGUCAAAAAGAAGAAAAAGAAAAAGGAAAAAAAACAAAGAAUCGAGGAAGAGGCAGCUUCCACUGAAGAGCCAUCCACUAGCACAGCAAUGGAGAGUACAGAGAAAAAGAAGAAAAAGAAGAAAAUCAAAAUAGAACAAGAGGACUAAUGGGGAAGAAAUAAUUCCUUUGGACACUUUACUUCAGAAUAUAUUCACUAAAACACUUUCUCUUUAAAUACUUACUCAAAACCCAAUAAUAGGAGAGGGCAGGUGAGCUUGAUAAGUAUAUGCCUGCUCUUCUUCAGAACAAAAUAUGUUUUUGGGUGGGCCACUGCCUUAUUGCAAUUUAUUUGAGAAGCUCACAAUAGGUCUUUGUUCUAUUGUGGUCUUUUGUGAUACCGAAUAAAACUGCUUUUUGUAUACAUCUUGA
Molecule: messenger RNA, 2014 nt
Organism: Pelodiscus sinensis (Chinese soft-shelled turtle)
Lineage: Eukaryota; Metazoa; Chordata; Testudines; Trionychidae
Source: RefSeq, a predicted model, not a curated record